Carcharodon carcharias (great white shark) is the source of this 672-nucleotide messenger RNA. It is a transcript of the gene tmem235b, whose product is annotated as transmembrane protein 235b. Gene Ontology annotation, cellular component: apical plasma membrane. The record is from RefSeq and is a predicted model, not a curated record. The coding region runs from base 1 to 672 and encodes 223 amino acids. Lineage: Eukaryota; Metazoa; Chordata; Chondrichthyes; Lamniformes; Lamnidae. The transcript has 4 exons.
AUGUCCUCGCCUGACAUCGUGAAGGCUAUUUGGAAUAAGAUGACUGUUGGAGCAGUUUGUCUGACCGCUGGGUUCGCGGGACUCUUAAGUUUUGUCUUUCUGGCGGUAGCGAUCGGCACGGAUUAUUGGUAUAUCAUCGACGUGUCAAACUCCAGAUAUAACUAUGGGGAGGAUUGGGAAGAUUUAAACUCCCAUUCUGGCCUCUGGAGAAUUUGUGAAGGUAAAAAUGCUUGCAUUGCUUUAAUAGACCCCUUUGGGGAAGAGAGUCAGGAUGUACCUGAAUCACAACGUCACUUACUGUUUAUGCAGAAGGUGUUUGUCAUUUUGCUCCCUCUGAGUCUGGUUCUCCUGGUGCUUGGAGGUAUCUGUGGACUAGUCAGCUCUUUGGCUAAUGGUCUCUACAUGUUGCUGUUCACUGGUUCCUACUUUCUGGUUGGAGGUGCACUGACUCUGGCCGGGAUCUCCGUCUACAUUGCUUAUUCGAGAGCAGCCUUUGCCAUCGCGAUGCGUUUGUACGGACACAAGUUGUUCGACAAUGUUUACGUUGGUUUCAGUUGGUCCAUGGGCUUGGCCUGCCUUUCUUGUGUCUCAGAGGUCAUUGCUGGGGCUUUGUUUCUUCUGGCUGCCAAGCUCGCUGUUGUGCAGCAUCUAGAGCAGUCAGCAACAAUGUGA